Cordyceps fumosorosea ARSEF 2679 is the source of this 1020-nucleotide messenger RNA. Its product is annotated as 26S proteasome regulatory subunit. Gene Ontology annotation, cellular component: proteasome regulatory particle, lid subcomplex. NCBI's taxonomy places the organism in Eukaryota, Fungi, Ascomycota, Sordariomycetes, Hypocreales, Cordycipitaceae. Bases 1 to 1020 code for a protein of 339 amino acids. The transcript has 3 exons. The record is from RefSeq and is a predicted model, not a curated record. Gene Ontology annotation, biological process: proteasome-mediated ubiquitin-dependent protein catabolic process; protein deubiquitination. Gene Ontology annotation, molecular function: metallopeptidase activity; protein binding; proteasome binding.
AUGGAGCGCUUCAGAAACCUGCUUGGAGGCGGCGGCAUUGGCAUGGGCGGCCCUGCUCACGGAUCGGACAACACGAACCUCAUUGACAACUCCGAAACCGUUUACAUCUCAUCACUGGCACUUCUCAAGAUGCUUCGACACGGUCGCGCUGGUGUGCCGAUGGAAGUCAUGGGCCUGAUGCUGGGAGAGUUUGUCGACGAUUUCACAGUCAAGGUUAUGGACGUUUUCGCAAUGCCGCAGUCUGGAACUGGAGUCAGUGUCGAGGCUGUUGAUCCCGUAUUUCAAACAAAGAUGAUGGAUAUGCUACGACAAACAGGACGCCCCGAGUCCGUCGUCGGCUGGUACCACUCGCACCCUGGUUUCGGUUGCUGGUUGUCUUCCGUGGAUAUCAAUACUCAACAGUCAUUCGAGCAGCUUAACCCGCGCGCCGUGGCCGUAGUGGUUGACCCCAUCCAGUCCGUCAAGGGCAAAGUCGUCAUCGACGCUUUCCGACUGAUCAACCCUCAACUUCUGAUGAUGGGACAGGAGCCACGCCAAAGCACGAGCAACCUUGGCCAUCUCAACAAGCCUUCGAUCCAAGCACUUAUUCAUGGCCUCAACCGCCACUACUAUUCGAUCGGCAUAAACUACCGCAAGACGGCACUGGAAGAGAAUAUGCUGAUGAAUCUGCACAAGCAUGUCUGGACAGAGGCCCUGGAGAUGGCCGACUUCAAGGUGGAAGGGGAGAAGAACAAGGAUCGUCUAGAACGCCUUGUGUCGCUUGCUGAUGGCUACGAAAAACGGGUCAAGGAGGAAACGGAAUUGACAAAGGAGCAGCUUAAGACACGCUAUGUUGGCAAGGUCGACCCAAAGAAGCAUCUGGAAGAUGUUGGUCAAGAGCUCAUUGAAGACAACAUUGUUUCAGUAUCGAGACAGAUGAUUGACAAGGAGGCCACGAUGCCAAAGAAGGAGGGUGAGGGUGGUCGGUGCGCUGCAGAGGCCAACAAAAUGGCGACUGACGAGGAAGAAGAAGAGUUAUAA